AAAUGUUAUAAGCUAUGCGAAACGGCAUAAUAAUGCACAUGUAGUCAGGCUACACUACAACUACAACACAAAUCACAUGAUAAGUAAAUCACGUGAUAACGUGUAAGGUGACAAUCACGACGGAAUUUUCUUUAAGUAAACUUCCUUGUCCAGUUCACACAGUACAACUGACAACAUCAAGUGAAAUGGCUUUUAUUAAAUUCCUUAGUUGUCUUGCCUUCCUGACAUUUGUCGCAUGUUACAAACCUAUUCAGAUGCAUCAACAAUUAUGUGCUCUUGAUUUUCAUGACUGCGGUAAUUGUAAAAAAAAAAAAAAAAAGUAUUGUCAUUAGUCAUUAGGCUUAAUAAUUUAAUUAAUGGCUUUUAUUAAAUUCCUUAGUUGUCUUGCCUUCCUGACAUUUGUCGCAUGUUACAAACCUAUUCAAAUGCAUCAACAAUUAUGUGCUCUUGAUUUUCAUGACUGCGGUAAUUGUAAAAAAAAAAAAAAAAAGUAUUGUCAUUAGUCAUUAGGCUUAAUAAUUUAAUAAUUUUAAUGUAAUUUAUUGUCGAAUAAUACUUUUAAUAAUAAUACUUUAUAACUAUAAUUUUUUUACUAACUUAUUCAAUGAAUCAUAAUGUAUUGUUUGGUUAUUGUUUUAUUGUUGAGUGUAAUUGAGUUUGGUCCAUGACUGUAUGACUGUAUGGUCAACAGAUUUUGAACUUGAUUGCUGUCAAUUGCCAGUUCCAUUUUAUUCUAGGAAAUUGCCAUCACAUUGUCAUUGUCAAUUUACCAGUUAUCAAUUAAUAUCAAAAUAUUUGCGCUUCACAUUAAGAUAAUUUAUAUUUUUCUUUUAUUUCUAUUAGGCUCCACUGCAGGUGCUCUAAAAAGUGUUUCGUUCAAUGGGACUUGUAAUGGAGGAAAAGCAAUUCUUCUAAAAGGGACCACUGUUAGCAUUGACUUUUCAUUUUCUGCUAGUAAGUGGUUUUGUAAGGAUCUUUGUUUGAAAAUACUUGAUAGUUUUAAUGUUUAUAGUUUAUGCAACAUUAAAAUAGUUCUUGACCUCUAAAGUGAAAAAAAACAACCCCCCAGAUAACUGAUCCAUACUUACACUGGAAAACAUCUGUCACAGAACGGUUGUUACAGAGCAGGGCUCCGGUCCUGACUUAUAACCAACUGUAUUGAUGUAGUAGCGUUCAGUACAGGACCCCUCCUCUCUGUGAUUUAUAUGGUGCGUAUCUAGGCAUUGAGACAGACAAAAGCACAACGUAGACUUGAACGAAGUGCAACAACUCAAACUCCAGGUGUCCAACGAUAAUCAAAGUGUGUUUAUUUCUAAGAUAUAAGUUCUUCUAGUCAUCUGUCGUCUCCUGGUCUCUAGCAACUAUUCCCUAACAACUGCUCAAUUCUAUCGUAGCUCUUUUCUCUCUCUUCCUCAACUAACGUCGUAACUCUCUUCCCUCUUCCUCAACUGACUCGUAGCUCUUCUCUAUCUUCCUCAACUGCCUACUGUCGCUCCUUUCCCUCUUCCUCAACUAACUUUAACUCCGUGAAAGCUCUAUCUUAUAUGUGAUUCUCUACCCCCAUAGGUGGUCCAGGAAUGCUAUCUAUAAACACACACCUGCCCCCUAAUUUCCGGUUAAUUAGAACUUCCCGUUGUUAACCCAAAAGUUAUCAUGCAAAGUCAUGGAAAGAAACCAUCCCCUCUAUCUCCAAGAUGCGAAAAUAUAUUAACCUUAAUUUACCCCCAUAACAAUGGCGUCCCUAAACUAACUGCAGUUUCCGUCCAUCCAAAAAGUUAUCUUAACCACAAUGGAGCUCUGUCCUGUACCCCCACCCCAGUCAUUUGUGACAACAUCAAGUAAUAAAAGCAUCAUAAAGUAAAAAAACAAAUAAAGAAUUGAAUAACAUUUUUUUUGCUAUGAGUUUUCUUAAUAAUAUUUAUUUUAUAGAUGCAGAUGAAUUGGAGUUGACUUCUAAAGUUUAUGGCAAAAUUGGGGAACUUCCUUUUGUCAAGUUUCCACUGGACAACCCCAAUGCCUGUGUUUCUUCAGGACUAACAUGUCCUAUCAAAGCAUCUGUUGCACAGGAUUAUCAGCCAACAUUGACAAUUCUCAAGGCUUACCCAUCUGUAAGUAAAGCAGGGUAUUAUCUAUUAAAGUUUUUCUCUCCAGAUGUAUAAGGGGCCAUCCAUAAUUGAUGCCAUGCAUCUUGGGUGGGGGAUGGGGUGGGGGGAGGGCAUAAGCAAUAUAACGCGCAUGGAAAGCGAAAUAUAGUAAAGAAUUGCACUUAAUAACCCUAAAUUACAGACAUUUUUAACAUUAUUCUUUUAUACAAUUAAAAUUAUUUUAUUUUUAAACUAUGAUCACUGAGAGUAUCAGUACAGGUAGGCAAGGUCCGAAAAAUGGCCUCUGAUUAAGUUACAGGAUGCCACGGAGGGGGAGAAAAUGGUUGUAGUGACAUUGGCAGUUGAGAGAAUUUAUUUCAAAAUGUGGAGACAGGAGUCAUAGAAUAAGGACUACCACGUGAAGUGGGAUGGAAUGGAAAAAAUGGUUUACCUGGUGGAGGUGGGAGGGUAUUCUUAGUAAAUGCUCUAGGGCAGGGAUUCUUAACCUUUUUCCAGCACUGCAGUCCCAAUCCGUUUUAAACAUUCCCCCUAACUAUAUAAAUUAUAUUGUAAUAAAAUUUAAAAUAUGAAAAUAUUUAAAUAAUUUAGUUAUUGUAGUUUUAUUUCUUUAAUUAGCUUUCUAUAAACAAGGAAAAAUUUGUCAAUAGAAAUAAUGCGCAAACAAAUCUCACCAGAAAAAGAAUUACUUCUGCUAAUCAAAAUGCAUAAAAACUGAUUUAAAAAGAAUAAAUCAGCAACAACUAGCAAUGGCAGCAAAUACAAUUUUCUGAUCUUCCGCAUCUCCGGGCUGGAGAGGUACUUUUACUCCUGGUUAAGAACCACUGUUUUAGUGAAAUGUUUCUGACACAGGUGCAGUAAUUUGAUAUCCAUGGGAGGUGAAUUUAAGGGCUUGUAAAGGACAGUAGUGGAUACAGGGAAUUUUUAUUGGGUGGGUGGGGUGGGUGCAGAGAUAUGCUACGUUAUAUUUAGGGGGGGGGGGAUCUAACUUGUUGUGACGAGGGGGGGGGAUCAAAAUUUGUGUGACCUCAUUUAUGAAUGGCCCCUAAGGAGUAGGCCGCCUUCUAAUGAGGCACUCUUUAAGGAGUCCAAAGUGAAGUUUGAGUUUUUAUAGUGAUCUGUAAAAUUAGGUACCUGAUCAUUUGAUUUUUUAAAAUAAUCUGAACAUAUCCCAUUUGGUUUAUGGUGCAUAUUUAUUUAUAUUUUGACAGGUUAAUGUCAUUGUAAAGUGGGAGCUUCAAAACAAAGCAGGACAAGAUGUUUUCUGUGCUUUGAUUCCAGCAACAAUUACCAGCUAAUGCAUAAUAAUUUAAUGAGCACAAUUAGAUUAGAGCAUCUGUAAAGACCCUUUAUCUUUAAUAGAGACUGGUAAAACUGUAUCUUUUACUUAUGCAAUCUCAAGUUCAAGGGUCAAAUUUUCUUGAGCUUGAACUUGAAUGCUUGAUACUGUUGAAAUGAUUUUGAAAUGAAUUAAUCAACUGUGGCCUUAACACCUGUUUUGUGUAUUUUUAUUUCUGCCACUCCUUGUACCAUCAAUACCAUCAUUAAUUUUAACUUUCAUUUUUGCUUUCAAGCAAAAUAUAGGCUACCAUUUGUAAUACAAAAAUGGGAUACUUAGCUGUUAUUAUUAAAUUUCUUUUGAUAAAAAAGUAGCCUGCUAUCAAUUUAAAAAGCCAUUCCAUUUCAAUUAAUUCUGAUAUUAUAAGUUGGUGUCAUAUAUUUGGUAUGAAUUUCAUUAUUCACCCAGCUCACUUUUUCAGUAGUAAAUUUUAAGAUCUAAGUCAUAUAAUUUUGUUUUUGAAUGAGUAAUCUCACCUGUGACACUACACAAUUUAAAUCUCUCUGGUAAUUUACUUACACUGACCUGUUUUCUGUUCCUUACUUUCUUUUUAAAGAUAAUUGCUUUAUCAUUUUAUUACAUGGAGUUUCUGUUGAAAUUUAGCUGAGAUUUUAUUAGAUUAAGGAUUUACAAUAGAUACUAUAAAAUGUAAGAAUUUUGCAAAAUGUUUCUUAAAUAAAGGGCAGCUAAUCUUACUAUCAACCCACUUGAUGUCACUUAUUUAAAAAUACUUUAUAUUAACUUGGCUUUUUUUGGUGUAUUUCUUUCUGGGUUUGUGGCAAAAUCUUUGGAAGGCUUACUGUACUAAAUCCUAUCAACCUAUCGAGCUGAAACUUGGCACAUAAACUCAUUGCAGAUAAUACAUUCUUUCAAAUUUUCAGCCCAACCCCAAAAAUCAGAUUUUCCUGUUUUCCAAGGGGAAGAUGAAGGAAAUAUGAUGCCACUGAUUUUGCGAAAUUAAAUUCCAGAUAACUGUGCUUAGAUGAGAUUCUUAAAAAAAAAAUUAAAAUAUCACAAGUGCCUUUAGUGUGAAAUAUUUUCUUUUGUUGUUUUUCUGAAAUUGUUGGUGUAAUAAAUCUGUAUUGGGUGGGACAUUAGAAUAUUAAUAUAAAAUAAUAAAAAAAAUGCAUAUAGAAAUAGAAGAUUUAUACAAAGAACUGUUUUAGGGUUUGUUUAAUUUCUUUCAUUAUCUCAAGUCAGUUUUUAAAUAAAAUCUACCUUUUUAAAAUUAAAAAAAAAAUGUGCACAUAAAGUUUUUACAUUUACUUUCCUUGCAUAGAUUCUUUUUCAAUUUGUUAUUAAAAUGUACCUUAUGACUGAAAGUUUUUUUUCUUUCUAUAGUUGUACAUUUUCUGCUACUGUAACUUAUUUUGUCUUCUUUGCUUUGUAAUGGUUUAAAACAUUUUUUUAAAAAGACAUGUACCAGCAUACAUUAAACAUUUUUUAUUAAUUUUAUUUUAUAAAAUUUGAGAAUAUAAGCUCCUCAAUACAUUGCAAUGGAUAUCUCUUUUGGACAGAGUAUUAUGAAACAUUCUUUAAAAUAAUAAAGUAUAGAAAAAUAACAUGUUUUAACCUUGCUUAAUUUAAUAAUGACUUCCUGAAUUUUGUUAAAUAGAUGUAUAUUUUUUGUACUGUUAUCUUAAAAGCAAUUAAAAAAUUAACUUUAAACAAAAAAAUAUAUAUUAAGUUUCCUCCUUUGGUUUUGAAACAAAGAAAUUUUAGUAUUUUAAUGUAAGCUGAUUGACUUAGUGGUUGAAAAGUGGAACAAAAUUCCUUUAGUCUACUCAAAGAGAGGUGCUCUUUUCCCACACUAGUUGAGUUAAACUAGGACAGCUGUUUUAAACUUGUCAUUGCUACACAUUAAAAAAUAUCUUUGAGCAUCUCUACCUAUUAACUCAGAAUUUAAAAAUAAAUUAAUUUUAUAUUAAUUUGUAAAAAGUUAUUGAAAAAUAACUUUACUUGUCUUGUGUUUCUAUUAACUCGGUCUUCAUUAACUUUAAAGAGAGGCUGUAAUAGUACACACAUUUGGUGACUUCUGGCACUCUGAAAACUGCAGGGUGACUCGAUGUAUCCUCAUUAUUCUUUUUAAAUUGGAUAGAAUCAUUGCUUUGGACUAUCCACCAUAAUUAAACUUACUAUUUGCAGGCCCAUUGGGAAGUGAUUGACUCCAUUUAUAUCUCAAAAGAAAACUUAAUCACAAAGCUAAUCCACUGAAAAACAAGGAGCAAAUAAAACCUUAAAUUUAGCAUAAUUCUAUAUUUGACAGGACACAUAAUAAAAAGAAAUAGACAAUAAAAACUGUUUACUGAUC
Molecule: messenger RNA, 5752 nt
Organism: Lymnaea stagnalis (great pond snail)
Lineage: Eukaryota; Metazoa; Mollusca; Gastropoda; Lymnaeidae
Source: the annotation of a GenBank genome assembly